Molecule: messenger RNA, 772 nt
Organism: Aphidius gifuensis
Lineage: Eukaryota; Metazoa; Arthropoda; Insecta; Hymenoptera; Braconidae
Exons: 2
Coding region: 69-581 (170 amino acids)
Source: RefSeq, a predicted model, not a curated record
UAUAAAUUUAAACUUAUAAAUGCAAUGCAUAACAAAAAAAUUGUACAGUCGUUAAAAAAUUUUUAAAAAUGUUUAAACACGUUAAUUCAUUAUUUUUCUUUUUGGUAAUUAUUUUGCCAAUUGUACUUUGUCAAUCUGAUUCAAGUACAACUGCUGCGCCUGAUCAAACUUCUCCAGCAGAAACAUCAACGAAAACUCCGAUACCAACUAACCAAACACCACCAAAAGAUGUUAAAACAACUGUAUCACGACUUACACAAUCGAAUCAAGUAAUUGAAGAUGCAAAGCUUUCACCAGUUGCUACUGGUGUCAAAAUAUUAUUGACACCAGUUGUUUAUCUCGUUAGAGGAUUAUUAUUUGUUGUUGAACUUUUACUUAAGGGAGUACUAAUUUUAGUUAAAGGUUUGGUUGAUGGACUUGUCAAAGCUCUUGGUCUUGCUGAAUUACUUCCUUUUCUCGAUCCAACAUUGGAAAGUGUAACAAAAUUAAUUACUUAUCUUUUGCAUAGUGUAAGUUGUCUAUUGGCAAGUCUUGCAUAUGGACCGGCAUUAAUGGAAUGUCCACCAAAGCCAAUAGCAUAAACGAAAAAAUAUUUAAUUCAAUUUUUAAUUUAAAAAAAUUAUAAUAUAAUCUAUGACAAAAAAAAAAAAUGUCAAAUAAAUAAAUAAACAAUAAUAAUUAAUAAACUAACAAAUAAAAAAAUUUUAAAUGUAAAAAUACUAACAAGGUUAUUUGAAAAAAUAAAAAAAAAAAAAAAAACAACAGUAUUAUU